Ostrea edulis (European flat oyster) is the source of this 9129-nucleotide messenger RNA. Its product is annotated as ATP-binding cassette sub-family C member 4-like. The transcript is spliced from 26 exons. Lineage: Eukaryota; Metazoa; Mollusca; Bivalvia; Ostreida; Ostreidae. The record is from RefSeq and is a predicted model, not a curated record. Gene Ontology annotation, biological process: transmembrane transport; monoatomic ion transport. Gene Ontology annotation, cellular component: plasma membrane. Gene Ontology annotation, molecular function: ABC-type transporter activity; ATP binding; chloride channel activity. The coding region runs from base 122 to 4456 and encodes 1444 amino acids.
GAAACUGUCCCCUGCUACCAAAAUGCCGUGCCUUGUUAUGCAAUCACCAUGCAGUUCAGUCGUGACAUGAUAUACUCUGACAAGGUUUGAUAUUUGAUGGUCAGAUUGUUCUGCUGCAGUCAUGGAUGAAAGCCUGAAACAUCACAACCCAAACCCAAUUUUGACAGCAAAUCCUCUGUCAAAGUUGCUAUUUUGGUGGAUGAAUCCUAUUUUCAAAAUUGGGUACAAAAGAAGACUGGAGGUAGAUGACAUGUACAAUGUUACAAACGAAGACUCGUCAGAAGAACUUGGAAAGAAACUUGAAAGAGAGUGGCAUAUUGAAGUGGAAAAGAAGGAAAAAGAGAAUAAAUCUCCAAGCCUGUUCAAAUGUAUUUUGAGGAUUUUUGGAUUACAUUAUGCCUUAUUAGGAGUGAUUGUGUUCAUUGAAGAAGUAACUAAAGUUAUACAGCCUCUGCUGCUGGGACAGCUGAUUCGCUACUUCACACCAAAGUCUACCAUAACACAGACCGAUGCCUACCUGUAUGCAAUGGGAAUAAGUCUAUCAGCCAUAAUUCUUGCCAUUGCUCACCAUCCAUAUUUCUUCACAGUUCAGCGAAUAGGGAUGCAGAUACGAGUGGCGUGUUGUUCACUUCUGUAUAGAAAGGCUCUACGAUUAAGUAACAAGGCUAUUGGACAGACGACUACGGGCCAGAUUGUCAAUUUGAUGUCCAAUGAUGUCAACAGAUUUGACACAGCAGUGAUGUUCAUCCACUACCUUUGGAUUGGUCCCAGCCAGGCGAUAUUUGUCCUGGUUAUACUGUGGAUAGAGCUAGGUCCCUCUGCACUGGCUGGGUUUGCAGUCCUCCUCUGUCUCGUUCCUGUUCAAAGCCUCAUGGGAAAACUUUUCGCAAAACUCAGACACAAGACGGCAGUCCACACAGAUGAGAGGGUGAAGGUGAUGAAUGAAAUCAUCGGCGGAAUGAGAGUCAUCAAAAUGUACUGCUGGGAAAAGCCCUUUGGGGAAUUUGUCGCUAAGAUUAGAGGAUGUGAAUUGACUUACAUACAACAGUCCAGGGUCAUCUCGGGAUUUCAGGCCUCGGUGUGGACCGUUGGGCCGCGCCUCUUGUACGUGGUGGUGGUUAUUCCAUCGGCUCUGACCGGGGUUGUUCUCCUCCCGGAACGUCUCUACAUUUGUCUAGCCCUGUUGUUUAUACUGACACACACAUUUCUAGGCUGUGUCUUCUUAGCUAUCACAAGAGCAAGUGAAUCUGUGACUACGUUAAAUCGCAUAAAGACAUUUCUACAAUUGGAGGAGCUUGACCAAAGCUCAAUUGAGGACGUAUCGGGACUGCGUCCAAAACCAGCAGACUGUGUUGUAGAAGUGGACCAUCUAACAGCCAAGUGGGAUCCGAAGUUGGAUCAGCCAACAUUGAAUGACAUAUCAGUGACAGUGGGGCCAGGAAAGCUAUUAGCUGUCAUAGGGCCUGUUGGGGCCGGAAAGUCCUCUUUGUUGAUGAGCAUUCUCCGUGAACUACCACUGACAGAAGGAAAUGUCAAAGUUCAAGGCAAGAUUUCCUAUGUAUCCCAACAGCCCUGGGUCUUUUCUGCCAGCCUACGACAAAAUAUCGUGUUUGGAAACAAGUUUGAUGGCACUCACUACAACAAAAUAAUCAAAGCUUGUGCAUUAGAUAAGGACAUUGCAGUAAUGCCAGAUGGAGACAGUACUUUAAUUGGAGAUAGAGGGGUCAGUCUGAGUGGAGGUCAAAGGGCAAGGGUCAGUCUGGCUCGAGCCCUCUACAUGGACGCUGAUAUAUAUCUGUUGGAUGAUCCCCUCAGUGCAGUAGAUUCAGUUGUUAGUCACCACCUCUUUGAAAAAGUAAUUAAAGGAAUGCUGAGAAAAAAGCCCAGGAUUCUAGUCACUCACCAGCUUCAUUUUUUGAAGGAGGCAGACGAGAUCAUUAUCUUAAAAGAGGGCCAGUGUCUUGGAAUAGGAUCCUUCGACACGAUUUCUACAUCUGGGAUAGAUUUCUCUUCACUGUUGAAAUCAAAUGAGGAAGAAGAAAAAGAGAAGCCUCCUGUUGUUGUUUACGAGAGAGCUACCAGCGUGGAUCAUGCCCACUCCAGCCUCCAGAACAUUGGUUCUACCUUCUCGCUAGUUUCCAUAGGAACUGAGUUUGAGCCAGAUCCUAUAAAACGUCCUGAGGAAGAGGAGCGGAGAGAGGGAGGAGUGGGGUGGUGGGUGUACUACAGAUAUUUCCAGGCGGGGUCGGGUCCUCUGAAGUUUUCUGUACUGGUGAUCCUGAACUUGAUUGCACAGGCUGCUUAUAUUCUUAGUGACUGGUGGCUUGCUAGAUGGGCCAACAUGGAGGAGGACAGAGCAGCGAUACUCCAACAGGUGGGGAGUAACAACACGAACAUCACCGUUACCGACAGUAACACCGAUUUUAAUGUGGCCGUCUUCUCUGGGAUAAUAGUGGCAGUAUUUGUGUUUGGUUUACUGCGAGCCUUAAUGUAUUUCAAGGUCGCGGUGGAUGCUGCAAAGCAUUUACACAACAGGAUGUUCAAACGGCUACUUAGAGUACCACUGCGAUUCUUUGACACAAAUCCUGUGGGAAGAGUGUUAAAUCGUUUUUCUAAAGACACAGGGCAUAUGGAUGACAACCUCCCAAUCACAUUCUUUGAUUACAUUCAGUGUGUGCUGCUAAUCCUUGGCAUUAUUAUUGUGGUGACUGCCAUCAUUCCCUACGUCUUCAUCUUACUGGUACCCAUGUGUAUCUUGUUAUAUAUCACACGGAGGUACCACAUUACGACAUCCAGACACAUUAAGAGGCUCGAAGGAACCACUCGGAGUCCAGUAUUUUCGCAUUUGAGUGCCUCGCUCCAGGGUCUGCACACAAUCCGAGCCCUUGGAGUUCAGGAGAGAUUCUGUGAGGAGUUUGACAAUCAUCAGAACCUGCACACAGAGUCUUGGUUCCUCUUUCUUUCCUCCAGUCGCUGGCUGGCAAUUCGACUCGACUGGAUGUGUGGAAUUUUUGUUACCGCCGUAUCCUUUGCCUGUGUCUAUCUUGCUAAAGACUUGAAUGCGGGUUUGGUGGGUCUGCUGUUGACUUACGCCAUGACUUUGAUGGGCAUGUUCCAGUGGGCCGUUAGACAAAGUGCCGAGGUUGAGAGUCAGAUGAUAUCAGUUGAGAGGGUGCUGGAGUAUUCUAAACUGGACACGGAGGUAGACCUGGAUUCCGAUUCACCCCCACCACCUUCAUGGCCACAGUAUGGGAAAAUUAUCGCCAGAAAUGCCAAACUCAGAUAUGGACCAGAAUCGCCUUGGGUGUUUCAGGGAUUAAACUUUGUGAUAAAUGAGAAAGAAAAAGUUGGAUUGGUUGGCCGUACAGGGGCUGGCAAAAGCUCUUUAAUAAGCUUAAUGUUUAGGAUGGCAGAAAUACAGGGUUCUAUCAUCAUCGAUGACUUGGACACGCAGAAGAUAGGACUACAUGAACUGCGAAAUAAAAUAUCUAUUAUACCUCAGGAUCCUGUUCUCUUUACGGGCCCAUUAAGGAAAAACUUGGACCCUUUUAAAGACUCAACUGAUGAACAGUUAUGGAAGGCUUUAGAAGAGGUUCAGCUAAAGCCUGCUGUUGAUGAUCUUCCGGGGAAAUUAGACUCGGAAGUGUCAGAAGAUGGAGCUAACUUCAGCGUUGGUCAGCGACAGUUAAUCUGUCUGGCAAGGGCUAUCCUCAGGCGGAACCAGAUCCUGAUGAUUGACGAAGCUACAGCAAAUGUAGAUCCCAGAACGGAUAGUCUGAUUCAGAAGACUAUACGUGAGAAGUUCAAGCAUUGCACAGUAAUCACCAUAGCACACCGUCUGAACACCAUCAUGGACUCGGAUAAAGUUAUGGUUCUUGAUGAAGGGCAGAUGGUGGAGUACAACCACCCGUAUGUUCUUCUUCAAGACGCAGACGGAUAUUUGUGUAGAAUGGUUCAACAGACAGGAAAAGGAGAGGCUCAAAGACUGCUUGAUAUUGCCAAAUCUACUUACAACAGUAUACCAUUGGAAGAACGCCCAGUCUUGACUAAGAAAAGUGAAACUAUCACAGCCGAUGACAUUUAUUUGUCACAAGAAAAUGGUGACGUGACUUCAUUUGGUGCUAAUCAUGUUCCUCAGAUGCAGGGCGGAACUGAACAUUCAUUUUCCUCCGGUGUAGUCAGUAACAUGUCACCCUCUCUGGAUAGAUCAGAGGAAAACGGGCCAGAUAUCAACGAAGAUAUUGAUGAUUCAGAGACCAGUUCACUACUCACAAAGCAACUGGAAGCAACACCAUGUCGUUCUUCUCAUUCCAUUGAUUCUUCGCCUGAGGAUGAACCACCCACAGAAACCUCUACACUACACCAACAUGCCUCAGAGGCUACUUACCCAAAGGAGGAAUCUAAUGAGGUGUCAGAAACCACAGAAUUGUUAAACGGUGAUCACACAGAUCAGUGAUUGCCCAUCCAUAUCCUGUCACUGUGGUAGAAAAAAAAAGAGAAUCUUUUGAUUAAUUUACAUUAUUUUUUAGAAUAUUUUAAAGAAAUGUGCCUACAAAAUACAAGUAUUUAGUCCUCAUUGACAGUCCUCAAUAGUUAGUCCCUUGGUAACGGUGGGGAACUUAAAUGUACAGUAUCUGCACACAUAUUACAGUGGGUAAUGUUUGAUAUCGAGGAAUGUGAGGAUUAUUAGAAGAUAUAAAUUAGUUUUGAAGAACCUAUUUCUGAUGUAUGAAUUAGCAUUAGUGUUAGCAAUGAGGGGAAAACUAGAAUUUGUGUUAGCUUUAAAGAAUUUACUGGCAUUUAGACAAUGCUGGGUUUGUAAUAUUUACAUAAACCACAAAACGUGGUUUCAAAUUGGAUCUUGACUACGGGUAACCAAGUGUUAGUUAGUCACGGUAAAAGACUGAUGGGAAGUAAAACUCUCAGGUUGUGAAUGCUUGUUCUAUUACUACUAUUGACCAAGAUUUAAGGUAGCAAAAUUAGCAUUGAAAUAGAAUAUGAUUACUAAUAGCCUUUCUAGUUCAAAUCAACAAGCAUUGGUAGCAUUCAGAAUCAACAAACAAAGCAUUUAAGAAAACCUUUGUUGUGCCGUUGCAUGUUACUAGAGUUAGGUCCCUUUACUGUUUUUUAUUUUCUUUUACUGUUUUGUUAUACAUGUAUAUAAUAGAUAUUGUUGUAUAUGUUGGUUCAGCUUAGAUUAGCUGAAUAUGAUACAGUACAUAUCUUUUAAAGUGAGCACCUUACAGCAGAUGUCCUGUAAAAUUUGUACUAAGAAAGUGUAUUGAAUUCAAAUACAUGUAUACUGUUUUUAAAGUGCUAGAGUUUUAGUGUGAAGCCAGUGCUAUAUUGUUUAUAUGUUGUGAAACAGACUGAGGUUUAUUAGCUGUGAAAUAUUGGUAUUUUUUCUCUCCUUUAUAAUUAGCUCACCUUUCUGAUAAAAAUUUCUCUGUCAUUUGUCUUUUUGUUGUUUGACUUUCCUGAUGUUCAACUUGGUUGACCAAGUGAUUUGUAAUAUUUACAAUAGAACACAAAACAUGAUGCCAAAUUGGUUGGAUAUUGAGAGAUGAUUAGAAAAGAUAUGUUUCAAAAGAUGUAUCGAGAGCCACUCGAUCAGAAAGGCCAAAACUUUCGGGAAAGUGCCCUUAUAAAACCGAGAUUCAGUUGUUCACGCCGUGACACUUAGGGGUGUGGUGAAACCAGGAUUUGUGUUCAAAGAUUUCAUGUGACUACAUAGGAAUUUGUUUUCAUUUCAAGAGCCACAAAAAUUGUUAAAUUGAUAUCAAAGCUUCCUCAAGUAGUGUACAUUUCCCAGGGCACCAGAGUAGAGCCAUGAUUGGAGGGUCAUAAGUAUUUACAAAGGAAUUUAUAGAAAUGUGUAAAGUUUUCUUCUCCAGUGAACAAGCACAUGCUUGGCUACAGUUUGUCAAUAGUUUGUCAAUUUGAUAUUUGAACAUCCUUACAUAUAAGCAUAGAUCCAAAUUUGUCUAAACCUGGACGAUGGGUUUUAAGUGUUGCAUAGGAGUAUAUAGGGAAGAGUUUUAACAAAAAUCACAAGUAUUCAAAGUUUUCUAAUCAACAUGGAAGCAACCUCAUCCAAUAAAUACAUUAAAGUUUUAUCAACCAAAAUUUAUGACACCCCUUCCCUCCCUCCUUCCUUGGAGCCACAAUAUAGGUGUAAUGUUUUACACACAAAAAAUCAGAAGGAUAGAAUGUAUUCAAUUGAUGUUCAAUCUUCUCAAAAAUCACAGGAGUAUGAUUUUUAAAAUUAACAUUUAAGCUUCCUCAUGCAGUAUAGAUUCAAGUUUGUUCACACAAUAACAGAUGAGGCCACAAUAAGUGUUAAUGGUUUCAAUCUAUCACUAUUUGUGUCUUCAUCUAUAUGAACAAGGUGAGCUUUGUGGCCCAUGACCCUCCUGUUUUCUAUGUACGAGGGUAGAGUGAUGCUAUAUGGUACAAUUUUUUGAAAUAUUUUAUUUGAUAUUAAACAAACUACUUAUAAAGUAUGGUACUGAAGCAAACUUAAGACAAAUAAACACAGUAUAUUUAGUUGAUGCCAAGGAUAGGAAGUUAAUGAGAUAUUUCUUGUGUUUCAAGAAGUCUCAAUGAUUUAGUUAGGAGUUGAAUAUUGUACACGACAGUUGAUAUUAAUAGAUUUAUUGAAAACGAGUGCUGGUGAAUAUUAGAUCAAGUUCAUAAUUUGUAAUGGUCUAAGAAUUGAUAUAAGAUUUUGUAAGGUAUUUUUCCAAUUUACAUUUUAUAGUAUAUCAUAUUACAUUGCUCUAAUUGUUAAAUGAGUAUGACAUUAUGAUACUGUAACAGUUGAAUCUAUGUAAUGCAAUAUCUGUUUAUUCCCUUUUGCUAAAAAUUCCAACACUUUAUGAAUUCCCAAUAAUGUUUUUUAUUAUCUCUGCACUGUAACUAACAUUGACACAAAUUUAUCUCCUACAGCAUGUCAAAUAUACAUACAUGUAGAUUCGGGGGCAUAUACUUAGUUUUUUGUCUGUCUGUCCAUAUAAAACUUUUCACUUUUGAAUGGUUCGUGAUGUGGCUUUCAUUAUCAUAUAUAAUGUAUUCCAGGUGACAAGACCCACAUUUUUGACCUCGUAACCUUUACCCUGGAGUUUUACCUACAUGUACUUUUGAAAAACUUUUGAACUAGGCCAUAAACGUUUGAAUGUUUAGUGAUGGGCUUUCAUAUUUCACAUGUGUAUCCCUUUUGACAAGACUUCUUUUAGUUCCAAAAUCUUUGACCUUAUGACCUUGACCUGGGAGUUUGACCUACUAUUGAAAAAUUAUAACAUUAGCCAUAACUAAUGAAUGGUUAGUGAUGUGGAUAUCAUAUUUCACUUGUCUGUUCCUUGUGACAAGACCUUUCUUUGAGUAACAUAAUUACUUUGCUGUAAUAUGGGGUCAUCAGUGUUUCACAAACACAUCUUGGGUUUUUUGUCGGUUUGGGUUUUUUUUUUUUUUUUUUUUUUUUUUUUUUUUUAUAUAUAUACAUCAUGCCACUUGGCUUUUUAAAACACCAGUGAAAUCAUCAAUGGAAUGUCUCAAGAUACAUGCAUAAUAUUAAACAGUCUGAGAAAACAGGAGAAAUCCAUAAUAUUUGACCAAUAUCUCUUUCUGCAAUGGAUCUAUAGGAAUACAAAAUAACAUGUCAUUUUAAUAAAUGUAGCAUGUCUUCACAAUUUUUAAUUUAAUUUUUUUUUUAUUUGCAAAAAAAAAAGAGACACAAUUCAAUACAUAUACAUAGUUGAUAGUGUAUGUUGCAAUUUAUUCUUGUUUGUUGUUCAUAAACAUUGGGGCGUUUUUAACUUUUUUUCAGAAACUGCUGAUUCAGUUUUUAGAUUACCUGAGCCAAAGGCUCAAGUGAGCUUUUCUGAUCAAAAUUUGUCCGUUGUCUGUUGGCGUUGUAAACUUUUUACAUUUUCAUCUUCUCCAGAACCACUGGGUCAAUUUCAACCAAACUUGGCACAAAGCAUCCUUGAGUGAAGGGCUUUCAAGUUUGUUCAAAUGAAGGAUCAUGCCCCCUUCAAAGGGGAGAUAGUCACAAAAAUGCAAAAUUAGGGUCGGGUCAUUCCAGAGGAGCUGAUCCCCAUGGGUAGGUUUGGGCCACAAUAGGGGAUCAAAGUUUUACAUAGAAAUAUAUAGGGAAAAUCUUCAAAAAGCUUCUCAAGAACCACUGAGCCAGAACUGAGAUUUACAUGAAAGCUUCCUGACAUAGUGCAGAUUCAAGUUUGUAAAAAUCAUGGCCCCCAGGUGUUUGUUGGGGCCACAAUAGGGGAUUGGAGUUUUAUGUAGAAAUAUAUAGGGAAAAUCUUUAAAAAUCUUCUUCUCAAGAACCACUGAGCCAGAAGAGCUAAGAUGCACAUGAAAGCUUCCUGACAUAGUGCAGAUUCAAAUUUGUUCAAAUCAUGGCCCCCGGGGGUAGGUUGGGGGUUACAAUAGGGGAUCAGAGUUUUAUGUAGAAAUAUAUAGGGAAAAUCUUCUUCUCAAGAACCAUUGGGCCAAAGAUGUUGACAUUUACAUGAAAGCUUUCUGACAUAGUGUAGAUUCAAGUUUAUAAAAAUCAUGGCCUCCAAGGGUAGGUUAGAGCCACAAUAGGUUUUACAUGCAAAUAUAUAUGAAAAGUCUUCAGAUAUGGGCCAAGGUGAUUCAGGUGAGCGAUGUGGCUCAUGGGCUUCUUGUUGUUUAGGGCUUCUUUAGUUUAUGGGAACCAAAAUUGUAAAUGUUAUUGGCCCCUGUUCUGUUUGGGGCUGUAAUGAAGGGGCCAAAAGCUCUACAAAUAGUGCAAUGUUACUCCUGAACAUGUAACUCGUGCAGUAGUAGAUAUUAAUGUUCAUUUAUAUAGCACCUCUAUCUUAUCAACACAAAUACCCUAAAACACUUUACACCUAAAACAAAGACCAACAGAUAAACAAAAAGGACAUGGAAUGAUAAUAAACUGAGGUUAACAUAGUAACUAAGUGUAAGCAAAACCUUAAAAGAUUAUCAAAGACAAACUAAAUGUUUAUGAGAAUGGGAUGGGUUUUGUUGGGGGGGGGGGGGGUGUUGUUGUUUUUUAUUAUAAUCUGUAAAAACAACUGUUUACAUUAAUACAGAAUUACAAAUUAAAUGCAAGUUUAAAAA